Molecule: messenger RNA, 2865 nt
Organism: Penicillium alfredii
Lineage: Eukaryota; Fungi; Ascomycota; Eurotiomycetes; Eurotiales; Aspergillaceae
Product: snoRNA-binding rRNA-processing protein DIP2
Exons: 3
Coding region: 1-2865 (954 amino acids)
Biological process (GO): maturation of SSU-rRNA
Cellular component (GO): Pwp2p-containing subcomplex of 90S preribosome; small-subunit processome
Molecular function (GO): snoRNA binding; protein binding
Source: RefSeq, a predicted model, not a curated record
AUGGUAAAAUCAUACUUAAAAUUCGAGCACUCGAAUACUUUCGGGCUCGUCGCCUCGGCGUCGUCCAAUGCGAUUUGGACCAAAGACGAGCAAACUCGGCAGACGGGCGCCGGCCGAGCCAUUGUGGGCGCAAGUGAAGAAGUUCUCUGCUGGGAUGUGAAAAAGGGAGAAUUACUGGGCAGAUGGCGCGACUCGGCGUGCAGGGCGCAAGUAACUGUGGUGACGCACAGCAAGACAGAUGAAGAUAUCUUUGCCGUCGGAUACGACGAUGGCAGCAUUCGUGUUUGGGAUUCGAGAACAGGCACUAUAAUCAUCUCCUUCAAUGGCCAUAAGUCUGCCGUCACCCAGCUCGCCUUUGACAACGCCGGUGUGCGACUUGCGAGUGGCGCAAGAGACACAGAUAUCAUCAUCUGGGACCUGAUCGCGGAAGUCGGCCUGUUCAGAUUGCGUGGCCAUACUGACCAGAUCACCUCGUUGCAUUUCUUGUUUCCCACUCCCGAGCUGCUGCAGGCUUCGGGGUUAGGCGACCAUUCGGGGUUCUUGUUGACUACCGGAAAAGAUUCGUUGAUCAAAGUCUGGGAUCUCGCCUCGCAGCACUGCAUCGAAACACAUGUUGCGCAAAGCAAUGGCGAAUGUUGGAGUUUGGGUCUUUCACCGGACCAGGGCGGUUGUAUUACUGCGGGUAAUGACGGGGAGCUCAAGGUCUGGUCUAUCGAUGAGGCUGCUAUGGUUGAGAUCUCAAAGGAAAAGGUCGGUGCGGAAGAUCGCAAAAUCCUGACAGACCGAGGGACCUUCUACCGGCAUGGCAAAGAUCGCACGAUUGGGAUCCGAUUCCACCCCCGGUCCGACUACGUGGGAGUCCAUGGCUCAGAAAAGUCCGUUGAGAUUUGGCGGAUUCGAUCGCAGUCAGAAGUACAGAAAAGUAUGGCUCGGAAGCGGAAGAGAAGAAAGGAAAAGGAAGCACAGCGGACGCCUGAAGAAAAAGGAGCGGACGACAAGGAAAAUCCCGAUGAUAUUUCCUCUGCUCCAGUCACGGAGGUUUUCGUUCUCCAUGUCAUCGUUCGCACCGGUGGGAAGAUCCGAUCCUUUGACUGGAUGACUACCAAGUCCAGUGGCCUCAACCUCCUUGCCGCAACGACUAAUAAUCAGCUUGAAUCUUACAACGUCGUUACGGCCAGCAAAAAGACCAAGGAUGAUGAUGAAUCUGACUACAACCGGAAUCUUGCCGUGGAAAUCCCCGGCCAUCGAACUGAUAUACGGUCAAUUGCCUUGAGCUCGGAUGACCGAAUGCUGGCCUCCGCAUCCAACGGCAGCCUCAAGAUCUGGAACGUCCGCACAGAAACCUGUCUACGUACUUUGGAAUGCGGCUACUCACUGUGCUCUGCCUUCCUUCCGGGUGACAAGAUUGUGGUGGUUGGAAACAAGAAUGGUGAACUGGAAGUGUUUGACAUCGCCUCCUCGACGCUGCUCGAUACCAUCAAGGCCCACGAUGGCCCGGUCUGGUCCCUGCAUGUGCAUCCGGAUGGCAAGUCGAUGGUCAGUGGGAGCGCGGACAAGUCGGCCAAAUUUUGGAAUUUCCAGGUCGUUCAAGAGGAGAUUCCUGGCACGAAACGCACCACGCCGCGUCUCAAGUUGACGCACACCAGAACAUUGAAGGUCAGCGAUGAUAUUCUCAGUCUUCGCUUCUCCCCUGAUGCGCGACUACUAGCCGUCUCCUUACUUGACAAUACUGUCAAAGUCUUCUUCACCGACUCCCUUAAGCUAUUCCUGAACCUCUAUGGUCACAAACUUCCAGUCUUGAGCAUGGACAUUUCUUACGAUAGCAAACUUAUUGUCACUUGCUCAGCCGACAAGACAGUUCGAUUGUGGGGCUUGGACUUUGGUGACUGCCACAAGGCCUUUUUGGCGCACGAGGACAGCAUCAUGGCGGUAGCAUUUGUUCCCACCAACAAAGAAGGCAACGGUCACAAUUUCUUCAGUGCAAGCAAGGACCGCGUCAUCAAGUACUGGGACGGAGACAAGUUUGAGCAAGUCCAGAGGCUGGUGGGCCACCACGGUGAGAUCUGGGCGCUGGCGAUGAGUCGCUCCGGCGAGUUCAUUGUGAGUGCCAGUCACGACAAGAGCAUCCGCAUCUGGCAGCAGACAGACGAGCCACUCUUCCUGGAGGAAGAACGGGAGAAGGAGAUGGAAGAAGAUUACGACAACACGCUCACCGCGUCUCUGGAGCAGGAUGAGGAUGGCGAGGACGGGGAGAAGCCCGAAGCUGUCGACGCGGGCAAGCAGACCACCGGCACGCUUAUGGAUGGAGAGAAAAUCAUGGAAGCGCUCGAUCUGGGCAUUGAGGAUCUCGAGGUUGUGCGCGAAUGGCGCACGGUCAAGGCCGCCAACCCUAACGCGGCCGCCCCGGAUCGCAAUCCCGUUUAUCUAGCACUGGGCAAUGUCUCCGCUGAACAGCAUGUUCUGAAUGUCGUCCAGAAGAUCCCCGCUGCAGCGCUGCAAGAUGCGCUCUUGGUUCUCUCGUUCUCCAAACUCUCUGCCCUCUUUACCUUCCUCAACAUCUGGGCCGAGCGCGAGUGGAAUGUGCCUCUCACCUGCCGCAUCUUAUUUUUCAUGCUCAAGACGCACCACCGACAAAUUGUUUCCAGCAAAAUCAUGCGCCCUAUGCUCGACAGUAUCCGGGCGUCCUUGCGUCGGGUCUUGGCCCGUCAAAAGGACGAGAUGGGAUUCAACCUGUCCGCGCUGCAGUUUAUCGGCAACCAGGUCCGCGAGCAGAGCACCACGGACUACGUCGACGAGGAAACCUGGGAGGAGCAGCAGACGCAGAAGGGAACUGGCAAGAAGCGACAGUUUGUCAGCGUUGCUUAG